AUGAAAAAAAUAGCGCAGAGAUGUUUUUCCCCCAUUGUGUACGCCCUACUAUUGUUAUAUCAGAAGGCAACGAAGAGCUCAUACGUAGACGUAACAGUACUAAACGAUAACCUUUUUGAUGACAUGAUAAAAACUGAGCUGUCCUUCAUGAGCAACCACUUAACAUUUAAUGACAAUAAUAAGUCCAACAGGAGGAAAAAACGAAAUGAUGGAGCAGUGGAUGACCUCGUUUUGCUAACAAGUAUGUUAUCUCAAAUUAUUCCAUCCAAUUUUUCAAUUUACUCAUUAGACAUUCCAAACCAAGUGGUAAGUAGCGCAAGCAACGAUGUUAAUAACUUCCUAGAUUUUAUAAAUUUAUACGACACAGAAAUUAACAACACAGUUACAAAUCAUUUGAAUCAAACACAACCGGUAAAAGGUUGUGAAGAUGACAUAAAAAAUAACAACUGUGGUAGCGAUGUGCUAACAUGUAUUACUUUAAAAAAGGAUAAAUUAUCUGAUACUUGUAAGAAAUCUUUAAGUAACUCCCUACUGUAUUCCUGCAUCGACGAUGUUGUUCUCUAUUGCGAAGACUAUUCAAAAUUUUCAAAGGUACACAAUUGCCUGAAAAAGAAUUUUUACCAGUUAAGUAAUAAGUGCCUAAACAUUUUAAGCUACUAUGAAAACAUAAUGCAUAAAUUGCAUAAAAUUAAGAAUAAGCCAUAUAACAACCAAGAGCAUUUGUUUUUGGAAAGAGAAAAGGAAGGUGUAACAGUCGGCAAUUCAAGCAACGGCAAUGAUCGUGAUAAUAACACCCUAGACGGAAAAUAUAACCGAAGCGCUAAUGACAGUCGAAAUGGGAAUAACGCGAAAUAUAACCUUUUAAACGAUAAUGGUGCUAAUCGUAAAUCUACCAUGGCUGAUAAUUUAAGAAAAGGAUAUGGUCAUUAUAUAUUCCCAUCCAUAGAUUACAAUUCUCUGAUCGAUUUGAAAUCCAGAAGUAUUGGAUAUAAAUCCUUUUUGUACUUUUGUGUUUGCCUCCUCAUUUUUUUCCUAUUGUACAUAUUAAUAAUCUGUAUCAAGAAAUAUUACGUUGCGGAUUCGAAUAACUUUUUUGUAAAAACUGAGAAGACCAAGCUGGCACAGUUGUGA
Plasmodium knowlesi strain H is the source of this 1131-nucleotide messenger RNA. RefSeq names its product conserved Plasmodium protein, unknown function. The record is from RefSeq and is a predicted model, not a curated record. NCBI's taxonomy places the organism in Eukaryota, Apicomplexa, Aconoidasida, Haemosporida, Plasmodiidae. Bases 1 to 1131 code for a protein of 376 amino acids. The transcript has a single exon.